Molecule: messenger RNA, 591 nt
Organism: Fonsecaea pedrosoi CBS 271.37
Lineage: Eukaryota; Fungi; Ascomycota; Eurotiomycetes; Chaetothyriales; Herpotrichiellaceae
Exons: 2
Coding region: 1-591 (196 amino acids)
Source: RefSeq, a predicted model, not a curated record
AUGGAGGAUGUCGGGCGUAGGUAUGGUGUCGAAAUCGGCGGCUACGAGGUCGAUGGAGUACUAUAUGCGCGCACUCUAUUUAGUCUUCUAGGUCAGUCCGUUCCGGGCCUCCUCGACGUAGUCGGGGAGGAUGUCGUGCUCGACCGUAUAGAGGGUGUCGAUCCGAAACUACUCGAGGCAGAUGUGUACCGUCUACUAGAGGAGACGCUGGGCGAUGAAGACGUAGUCGACGUAUUCCUUAAGGAGACGGAGGGCGAGGUCGAGUCGCCGCUCGUGGUCGAAGAAGUUACGGACGGCACUACCGCGGCGGACGUACAGGUCUCGCAGGGCCGAGUUACUAAAGGUCACGAGGUCGGUGAUGUCCCGGUGGAAUUCGAGGCGGGUCUAGUCGAUCCGCGGCUCGACCCAGUAGAAUCCGUAGCGGGGAAGGGUAUAAUAGAAUCCGAGGCCGACCUAGCUGCGGCGGUAGUCCGUGUCCAGGUCGCCGACGUCGACGCGCGAUUCGCGCCGGGGGAGGUCCCGUCGCCCCUACUAGAGGGCGGGUUCCCGGGAGAGCUACUGCCCGCCGAGGGCGAAGCGAAGACAGCGUAG